Molecule: messenger RNA, 2303 nt
Organism: Hyla sarda
Lineage: Eukaryota; Metazoa; Chordata; Amphibia; Anura; Hylidae
Exons: 3
Coding region: 483-1928 (481 amino acids)
Biological process (GO): DNA integration
Molecular function (GO): nucleic acid binding
Source: RefSeq, a predicted model, not a curated record
CUGUUGAGGUAGCUGAAUUAAUUACAUCUGAAUAGAACAUUGACCUAAAAGAUGUUGCAUUCUACACAGACAGUAAGGUGGUCUUAGGUUAUAUCUACAAUGAAACCAGAAGAUUCUAUGUAUAUGUUAACAACAGAGUGUUACGGAUUAGGAGAUCUGUCCAUCCAAAGCAGUGGCACUAUGUACCUACAGACCAGAACCCUGCUGAUCAUGCUACUAGAGCCGUUGCUGCUAAUCAUUUGAAUAACACUACGUGGUUUUCAGGACCAAAAUUCUUGUACAACCCAGAGCAAGCUACCGUGAAAGACUUUGAAUUAGUGGGUGCAGAGUUGGAUGUUGAAAUCCGCCCUCAGGUGUCUACACUCCCCACAACAACCUCAGAUAACCAACUCGGAUCUCAGAGAUUCAAACGAUUUUCAACCUGGAAGUCACUUGUUCGAGCUAUUACCUGUUUAACUCACAUAACUUGCUCAUUCAGUAGUAUGAGAACUUCUAGUCUAAAUGAAUGUAAAGGCUGGCAUCACUGUACAAAGGUCUAUGCAGUAUCAGACCUGGAACAUUCAAGAAAUCACAUUAUCUAUACUGUUCAACAAGAAGCCUACUCUAGAGAGAUCGAGAGCCUCACCAACAAGAGACCAUUACCUAAGGACAGUGUAUUGAGUAAGCUUGACCCAUUCAUUGAUAGCAAUGGCCUACUGAGAGUAGGAGGCCGACUUAAGGAAGCAAAGCUGGAGUACAAAGAGAAAAGCCCUCUUAUAAUCCCUGGUUAUUGCCAUAUUGCUGCUUUACUCGUGAACCAUUACCACAAUGAGGUCAGACAUCAAGGAAGACUAUUUACAGAAGGUGCUUUAAGAGUUGCUGGCCUAUGGAUUAUCGGUGCAAAAAGGCUCAUCAGCAGUAUCAUCUUUAAAUGUGUCACCUGUCGCAAACUUCGGGGUCUAAAUCAAACACAAAAGAUGGCUAAUCUACCAGCAGACAGGCUUGACACAGAACCUCCUUUCACCAAUGUUGGCCUUGAUGUUUUUGGACCUUGGUCAAUCACCACUGUACGUACUAGAGGCGGUCAGGCUAACAGUAAGCGAUGGGCAGUUCUAUUUACCUGUAUGUCUAUCAGAGCUAUUCAUAUAGAAGUUAUUGAGUCCCUAGACACCUCAAGCUUCAUUAAUGCUCUCAGGCGUUUUAUUGCUAUCCGAGGCCCUGUCAAACACAUUCGUUCAGACAGAGGUACUAACUUUGUUGGAGCAGCCAAAGAAUUAAAAAUUCUUUCAAAUGUGGACUACAAAAGUGUUGAAAAAUUCUUGAGUAACCAAAGUUGCAUAUGGACAUUCAACCCACCGCACUCUUCUCAUAUGGGAGGAUCCUGGGAAAGAAUGAUCGGCAUAGUUCGAAGAAUUCUUGACUCUAUUUUUCUACAGAUGGGCACAACAAGACUCACCCAUGAAAGUCUAAUUACCUUUAUGGCAGAAAUUGUAGCUAUAGUAAAUGCAAGACCUCUCACCCCAGUCCCUAGUGAUCCAGAGGAACCUCUCUUAUUAACUCCUGCCACUUUGCUUACUCAAAAAACAGGGACAUUCAAUGCUCCUCCAGGAGAAUUCGAUUCCAAAGAUUUGUAUAAACGUCAAUGGAGACAAGUGCAAAGCCUUGCAAAUACCUUCUGGGACAGAUGGCGUAAACAAUAUUUAUCUACAUUGCAACCACGGAACAAAUGGCAAAUCACCAAACCUAACCUAAAAGAUGGUGACAUUGUUCUUGUAAAAGACUGUCAAGUUCAAAGAAACCAUUGGCCUCUUGGCUUAGUCACCAAAAUAUUCCCUAGUGAAGAUGGACAUGUUCGCAAAGUAGAAGUGAAGAUAGCAAAAGGAAGUGAAUCCAAGUUGUUUCUCAGACCAAUAUCUGAACUAAUUUUGCUUCUAUCUUCUGAAGACUAAAUUGGUGGCAUCCACGGAUACCAAGCGGGGAGUGUCAUGCCUCCAGCAUCUUUAUGUACUGUAAAGUGAGCCUGAUUACACAGGCACUCCAUCUAGUGGCUGACUUUGCCUUUCAGUGAUUUGUCCCUCUGCUCCUUCCAUCCCUCCUCAGUGAAGUGAAGCAUCUUGGGAGGAAGAACUCCAUUACAGACUGUGCUAAGAAGAGAGAGACUACAUACUCCAUUGCCCCAUGUGGCAGCAUCGCUGUUUCACCGCGUGCUUAUUACCUAUGACUCAAUAAAUCUACAGACUUCACCAUACAGUCUUGGCUAUUGAAGAAUAGGGCGGUUUAUCUGCAUGUCAGACUACACACACCACAGGGUGACUGAUCUUGAA